This is a messenger RNA of Cephus cinctus (wheat stem sawfly), 728 nucleotides long. Its product is annotated as riboflavin kinase-like. Gene Ontology annotation, biological process: riboflavin biosynthetic process; FMN biosynthetic process. The transcript has 4 exons. The record is from RefSeq and is a predicted model, not a curated record. Gene Ontology annotation, molecular function: riboflavin kinase activity. Lineage: Eukaryota; Metazoa; Arthropoda; Insecta; Hymenoptera; Cephidae. Gene Ontology annotation, cellular component: mitochondrion. The coding region runs from base 127 to 597 and encodes 156 amino acids.
AUACAUUAUCUUUUUGAUGCGUUGAUUAAGACAUUUAAUCUAAAUCCCACAGUACGUUCAACUCGACUGUCAAUAAUUUAUAAUCAUUUCUGAGUUAUCAGUCGAAGCAGACAAGUCUAUAUAAUAAUGAAUAAUAAUAAACUUGCAUCACCUCAUUUUGUUGUGGGUUCUAUCGUCAAAGGUUUUCAACGAGGAUCGAAAGAAUUAGGAAUUCCAACUGCAAAUUUACCUCAAGAGGUGAUCGAUGCUUUACCUACUGAACUUGAAUUAGGAGUUUAUUAUGGAUGGGCUUCGUUGAAUAAAAAGGAUAUUUAUAAAAUGGUUCUAAAUGUUGGAUGGAACCCAUUUUAUAAUAAUACAAAAAAAUCUCUGGAGGUACAUAUUCUCCAUAAAUUCCCCCAUGAUUUGUAUGGCCAAGAAAUCAGACUUGUUAUUUUGGGUUACAUAAGACCUGAGAUGAAUUUUUCCUGUGUUGAUGAUCUGAUAAGGGAAAUAAAAAACGAUAUUUCUAUCGCUGAUAAAGAACUAGAAAAACAGGAUGUUGGUGGUUAUAAGCAAAAUGUAUUUCUUAAAGGAAUAGAGCCUCAACAUUUAUAAUAAUUCAAACAACAUUUAGAAUAUAAUUUUACAUAUGUAUUGAAUUUGUAUGCAAAUCGACUAUACCUGUCGAUACUUGUGAUUCUUAUGUAAAAUAAUAAUUCUGCAAAAUAUAAUUCUAAUCAAUUUUA